Molecule: messenger RNA, 2560 nt
Organism: Megalops cyprinoides (Indo-Pacific tarpon)
Lineage: Eukaryota; Metazoa; Chordata; Actinopteri; Elopiformes; Megalopidae
Exons: 5
Coding region: 951-1730 (259 amino acids)
Source: RefSeq, a predicted model, not a curated record
AAUGUGGCGAUAAUGCAAGUCACAUUCACGUCCUUGUUUUCAACAUAAACGCAGAAUAGUUUAUCUGAGAUAGUUACCAAGCUCCUCCUGUUGUUAUUAUUGGUCGUGGGCUACAGGAAGUUUGCGUACCAAAGGGUAGGAAGGGGAACUUUGCAGGCAUUUUAUUUAUGGAUCCGAGAAUGCACCUGUAACGCAUCACCUGCGACGAGGUACAGUACAAUUUACGUAUGUCGAGUUUUGCUAAAUUGAUGGAUUAAAGAAAGAAAGUUCUUCCCAGAAUGAAAAGACAAAUCCGACCAGAGAUAUUUAAGAUGUUUGCGGAUAACCGGUUUCCAAACAAUUUAGUAUCCAAAGAGAGGGGGGAAGUGAGUUCGCGAGGACUCUUACAGCCGUAUGCACUUUAUCUUUGCCUUUAGGCCUGUGCAUGGAUAAAAACAAUGCGCCUUCUUCUACUGUGAUCUAAAGGUUUUAUUACUCCCUUCUCAACGAUAUGCAAUAAAGUAGGGAUUUAUCUUACGGUCCAGGGCAAGGCUGUAAAUUAGACUAUUACGCAAUCUCUGUCUCUUUCGUAGCAACAUCCUAUUACCGGACUGAGAACCUUGAUCGACGCGGUUCUUUACUUAAAUUAAACAUGUAUUUUCGACAACAGAAGAGAAAUGCAGUGCCCGCAAAAGUCACUGACGCCUCUGUGAACAAUGAACAAUAAGGCCUCCCCUGCCUUUUUUGCAUAAAAUGAAAAUUCAGAUAUUACACAGUUGUAUUUACAGGAAGCUACGAGGAGGUCAAGGGACUAGGGCAGAUGACGGCACUGAAAUCAAACCGAGUGAUCAUUUUUCUUAUUCAUAAAACUGAGGAUCUUUUGUAGACUGCUUUUGUAAGACGCUCUUGUUAAAUUCUUGUUACUUGGUUCUUGCUACCACAUUGAAGUAACUUUCCUCAUCCACCCGUAUAUGUAUUACCAUCACAUGAAAAUGAAUGAGUCAGGGAUUUUUAACUGCUACGAAGGAAAUCUUAUCAGCAAAACUGGCAAUAAUUCCUGGGAUGUCGAGGAUUGGUCUGCCCAAAGUCCUCAAACUACGAGCAACGCAAAUCUGGACAGUUCUUUUGGAGAGUGGAAUGCCUUCGAAGAGGAUCACCGACUCUGCACUUCGCCUGCAUUCAUUUUCCAAAAACAUUCGACUAAGAUGGAAACUUCGCAACAUUCAACAAGGGCGCAAGAAAAGGUUCCUGAAUGGCCAAGACCCUUGCAGGUUUUCCAUGAUUAUUUCCCAGUGGUGAACACAUCAGAGGAUUCUGCCACUACUGACGCCAGACCCCUGUCACAAAUGUUGGAAAAAAUGUCAGAAACCCUUACAUCAAGCUCUCCUGUGAUAUGUGAUGCUGCCGCCCUGUGGAGGUGUCUGUUAAAGGAACCCAGCGGACUGAGGCUGGCUGAGCCCAGUCCCUGCCCCCACUCUCUUCAAUGCCUGCUCUCCGCUCUCAGAAUUGCACCUGAAAAUGUCGACUUGCACCAGCAGACCGCGCCUCCCGCGGAGACGGACCCCGAGGAAGCCAGCGGGGAGCCGGCGAGCCCCCCCGCGAGGCCGCUGAUCCAAACCAAGCUGCUGGCGCCCCCCUGGUGCCAGGACGGCCCGAGCUUCCUCUACCAGGUCUCCAUUCAGUGGCUCUCCCAGCACAACCUACAUCUGCAGAGGCACAGCCCCAAAAAAGAGAAAGGCCUCUUCUUCUGAGGUCCGUCCCAGAGCGGCGAGGCACGGAAAAAAAUUCCAGCACUGUAAACGAGAAGACUUCGUUUGAGGCAAAAUGGAAACAGCUGAUCUUGUGUUACACAUGCUCUCUCUGCCGGCGCAUGCACUGUUUUUUCCACUGCUUGUGUGCAUUCGUUCGGUAUUCUUUUACCAGUUAGAGGUGACUUUAAAGACAUGCAAGGAAGAAGCCUGCAUAUCCAUACCAAGCAGUUGUGGAACCCUCAGAGCAGGGUUAAGUGCUGUCACUCAAGUGCAGACAGAAAGGGCCUUUGUGCGAGGGCCUCUGGCUUUCCAGAUGUGGGCUGUGUCUCUAAUUAAGACACAGUCGGUUUGUUGUGAGGAGUCUUCCCAACCAGAUUUCUGUGAUAUCGCUGCUCCUCUAUACUUGUCACACAUAUUUUCGUUUAAGUUGCCAAAUGGAGAGUUUAGUUUUACUACGACAUACGAGGAUGAAUAGGACUUGAGUGUUUUAUUCAUUUGCAGGAGCUGGCGAACCUUUUGCUCUUGAGAACAGAACAACAGCUUCAAGUAACAAAAUAUUGCUUAUGAAAGUCCUGUGUUUGUGGAUGUAACAUUGCAAUAGCAAAGGAGCAUAUGUUGAAGGUGCAAAUUUCAUUUAAUGUUUUUUUUUUUUUUAAAUCGAGAUUUUUACUUGACUAAUUUUGCAUGGUUUACCUGCGUUUAUAAGCAGAGCCUCCAAACCUCCUUGUCAGAUCUUUCACGGAAGGCAGCGCUUUCUUCGUUUCCAGACAUUCUUCCCUGAUGUCGAAGUCCUUUAAAAAGUGGGAAAGAAAAAAAAAACUAGCCUCCUC